This is a messenger RNA of Toxorhynchites rutilus septentrionalis, 760 nucleotides long. RefSeq lists its product as uncharacterized. NCBI's taxonomy places the organism in Eukaryota, Metazoa, Arthropoda, Insecta, Diptera, Culicidae. The record is from RefSeq and is a predicted model, not a curated record. The annotation marks the transcript as partial. The transcript is spliced from 5 exons.
UUGCAUCCAGAAAUCUUUAGACGAUAUCGCACAAAAUUCAGCCAUUCGAAAUGACGUUCCUUCACAACAAACAGGCUCAAAACAAAAGAAUUCUGAUACUGGAAAUACGUUGUCUAGCAAUGAAAGCAUGUCUGUUGUCGAUGUAUUGAAAGGUGAUUGCAUCCAGAAAUCUUUAGACGAUAUCGCACAAAAUUCAGCCAUUCGAAAUGACGUUCCUUCACAACAAACAGGCUCAAAACAAAAGAAUUCUGAUACUGGAAAUACGUUGUCUAGCAAUGAAAGCAUGUCUGUUGUCGAUGUAUUGAAAGGUGAUUGCAUCCAGAAAUCUUUAGACGAUAUCUCACAAAAUUCAGCCAUUCGAAAUGACGUUCCUUCACAACAAACAGGCUUAAAACAAAAGAAUUCUGAUACUGGAAAUACGUUGUCUAGCAAUGAAAGCACGUCUGUUGUCGAUGAAUUGAAAGGUGAUUGCAUCCAGAAAUCUUUAGACGAUAUCUCACAAAAUUCAGCCAUUCGAAAUGACGUUCCUUCACAACAAACAGGCUUAAAACAAAAGAAUUCUGAUACUGGAAAUACGUUGUCUAGCAAUGAAAGCACGUCUGUUGUCGAUGAAUUGAAAGGUGAUUGCAUCCAGAAAUCUUUAGACGAUAUCUCACAAAAUUCAGCCAUUCGAAAUGACGUUCCUUCACAACAAACAGGCUUAAAACAAAAGAAUUCUGAUACUGGAAAUACGUUGUCUAGCAAUGAAAGCACGUCUGUU